UCGAUUCACUACUUUUUACAUUUUACAUUUUUACAGUAAUGAGAGAAAUAAGUUUAGUUAGUACGGCACUUUAAUUUAAGUUCCGAAUGUUUGCUCUUAGGUGUUAAGGGAGUUCAGUGAAGGAGAAGAGAAAUGACGGACCAACAGUUCUGCCUGAGAUGGAACAAUUUUCAAGCGAAUAUCACGAGCCAGUUUCACGAGCUUCGAAAUGACGAGGACUUUGUCGACGUCACCUUCGCAUGUGAUGGUAGACGGCAGACGGCACACAAGGUCGUCCUUUCGGCAUGUAGUCCUUACUUCAAGGAACUUUUCAAGACAAAUCCCUGUAAACAUCCGAUAAUCUUCAUGCGGGAUGUUGAAUUCGAACAUCUGCAAUCGCUAUUGGAGUUUAUGUACGCUGGAGAAGUGAACAUUUCUCAAGCUGAAUUACCAACUUUUUUGCGAACUGCCGAAGCUCUCCAAAUCCGUGGCCUCACAGACUCCCAAAGCAAUCAGCACAACAGCGAAAAGUUUUCGAAGACGAAUAACAUUCACACUUCGAAUGGCCGUGGCUUGACAUCGCCGAGCUUCGACGAUGAGCGCAGUAAAACGCCACCACCUUCGAGUCCCCCUCCCUUGAAAAGGCUGUGCAAAAGAAGUGAUUCACCUCAAAAUUCUAGUCCUAUACCCGCUGUAGCGCCACCUGCAUCCAGUGCACCUCGUUCUCGCCCACUUAUUGAACCUCAUGUCCAACUUGACUGUUACAAAGACGUUGACGUAGUUGAGCCAAAAAUAGAAUUACCAGAGUAUGGCAGUGAUGAUGACUGCUCUACAAAACCAGAAAUCAAUACCUUACCUGGUGGAUUUCUCAGUCUGGAUGGUGGCAUGGAGGUUCUGCCAUCCUAUCCACCCUCUUAUUCAGGGAGCGGAAUCGAAGGUGAGAUGCCUGGGCCGUCACAUGGGAGCAGUGAGUUGAAUCAGGAACAGCAGGCAAAAAGAGUUCGUCGUGGCAGGCCGCGACUUGGAACAAGAGGUGGAAGGCACAUGACGUCUAUUCAUGGAAAUUCACCAUCUCGAGGUGAUUGGUUGCCUCUUGAUAUGAGGACAACGCCGCCCUCCAUGCCUGCUUUUCGUGGAUUCGAAGAAACCUCUUCAGACGGUGUGGUUCACUUGGGAGAAGGUAUAGCAAUCUGUGAGGAGCAGUUGAGAGCCGUUAAGUGGAGUGAUUACCGGAAAUUGACGAGAGGUUUAGCAGCCAUAUUAUUUAGUCCUACGGAACUAGCGACGUGUUCCGUCACGGGACAACGUUGGAGUCGUGCAGGAACGGCUACCGAACGUCCCGUCAAGCCAGCCCUUGACAAAGCCAAGGUGCAGGCAAUCAUAUCGUACGUGACAUCGAGGUUCCCUUCGGUAGACGUGAGUAGCGUCAAGCAGGUCCUGGCCUACAAGUGCAAAGAGAAUUCUACGGCUCUGAAAAUGAAGUCCAUUCGGUACAUCUGCGAGAGACAGGACACCGAAUCCUCAUCCAUUGUCGAGUCCGAGGAAAAGUGAGUGGGGGCAAGGGGUGCGUGCGGGGUGCAGCCCACCCUUAUGUUUCGCCGUGUCCACCCGCACCCUCGUUAUCAGCGACACCUCCGAAACCUGAAUCGGAAUGGUAGCCAGGAUGAGAGCGAGAAUCCGGAUGAGGAUGAGGAGGACGAGAACGAGAUCGAGAACGAGAACGAGGUGGAGGCCCACCAGGAUCAAAGUAGUCACCUCCCGAGCGCUAAUUCUCUCGGGGGCUUAAUGAGAUUGCACGCCAUUCAUCGCGCCCUUCGUGCCACCCUGAAAACUGCCACUUCCGCCGCAGCUGCCACCUACUUGUGAAAAACUCGUCAUUCUCACUUCCGGCCGGAAAACGCACUCCCGUCACUCAACAAGCAAGCUUGGGUUCAAGGUUGGCAAUAGGCGAGAUCAAAAGCCUCGAAUGCGAUGCAUUUUUAUUUAUCUCUAAUUCUUCCUCUAAACUAAUCUAAUCCAAUCCAAUGCAAUCCCUCUGCCAUUUCCCUAUCCAUCAUUUUUAACCUUCGAAUCUAUUCAUCGACAACUUGGAGCCUGUUCAAGUUGAAAGCUUUAUUUGGGUGUGUCGAAUUAUCGAUAUCUCGAUCUGGGAAUGUGUGGAGACUGCUCAACAAAUCAGAUGAAUCAGCGUUCGAGAAGAAAAUGGGGAAAAUUAAGGGGGAUAAUGACUAGUAUGUUGAAAGAAAUUAACCAAUUAGAUUCAACGAAAUUGUCAAUAUCCCUCUUUCCGGCGGGCAAAGGAUUAAUUUCUAAGUAGAAUUUAAAAUCGCAAAAGCUUGGAGUUGAGGAAUUAGAUUCUAGUUUACAAGCGAGAUUGGUACAAUACGUUAGACAAGCUGCGGGAAAAUUAAAAAGAAAAGGAUUUGAGAUCGAUAUCUCUAGACUAAAUGGACUUUUCAAGUCGGGAAUUCGGUUUUCCCUUCUCCUAAGGUGCUUUAGACAACUUGGCGGUUUAUUACGACAGUAAAAUACGGCCGGCAGCAGGCUACAAUAGUAGGGUGGCGACUUGACCGAGAAAAAUCGGGAAUUUAAUUUAAAAACCGUCAAUUUACUUCUGAUGGGAGUAAAACUCAAGUUUUUAUUAGUGAAAUAAUUUUGGUAAAUUUAGAAAAGUGAUAUCUACUUUCCCUAGAGUCAUAGGGUAUAUAAGUCUUUUAUCAAGAUACGGAUUCAUUUACUUAUUUCAAAAUUCAACUGGUUGAUUAAAAGUUAAACUAAUUUAUUUAAAAAUUAAUUUUUGUGUUGAAGAUUCAUCAUUUCAAGGUA
Molecule: messenger RNA, 2805 nt
Organism: Belonocnema kinseyi
Lineage: Eukaryota; Metazoa; Arthropoda; Insecta; Hymenoptera; Cynipidae
Product: protein abrupt-like
Exons: 9
Coding region: 133-1530 (465 amino acids)
Biological process (GO): regulation of transcription by RNA polymerase II
Cellular component (GO): nucleus
Molecular function (GO): DNA binding; protein binding
Source: RefSeq, a predicted model, not a curated record